AUCGGUCGAAAUUCAACAGAUGUCGUUGUUGUGAAUGCUUAAGAUUUACUCGACUCGCCACCGGUUUAUUGACGCUUGGACGCUAAUAACUCGUUUUGUUUGAGGCAUCGUCACCAUAACAUUUUAAGAUGGGAGGAAACAAGAAGGUGCAGUCGGACAGCGAAAGCGAAGAAGAAUACUCCGUGGAGGAGAUUAUUGAUAAGCGAAUUACUAAUGGUAAGGUAGAAUAUUUGUUGAAAUGGAAAAAUUAUCCGGACGAAGAGAACACUUGGGAACCUGAGGAUAACCUCGAUUGUCCUGAGUUGAUAGCAGCUUUUGAAAAAAAUUACAAGGAGAAGGGUAAGGUUAAAGGAGCGAAGGAUCGAAAGAGGAAACGUUCACCAUCACCUGCUGGCUCGGAAAACACAAAUAUGGAGAAAGAUAAAAAGAAGAUUAGAUCCGAGCCAUCAAAACAACACUCAAAAAAGAUUAGAAGUAAAGAACGAUCUUCGUCUUCGGAAUCGAGCACCACUAGAACCAGCGACAACGAAUCUGAUAAAAAGAAACCAUCUCGGUAUCGGGGUAAAAAACUAUCAAGUUCUCCCACACAAGACAAUGAUAAUAAUACAAAUGAUAAAAAUAAAGAGGAUUUAUCUGACGACGACGGAAAGAAAAAUCAAAAUAAAUCGAAAAUCGUCGAUACAGAUGAUGAAGAAUCAAGCAAAAAAUCGAAAAAUGUUGAGAGGAAAUCCCAUCGACAAGCUAAUAACUCGUCGGACGACGAAAUCGAAAAAAGACAAGAAAAACGUAAAAUCUUAUCUGAUUCAGACUCCGACGAUGAAAGUAAAAAAAGGCGUAUUCGUCGGAAACCAAACGAAAAUGACGAAGACAAAAUGAAAAAAACGACUCGACGUAGUGGAAGAAAAGAGGACGAUAAAAAGAAGAAAAAGCCAAACGAAGAGAGUGGAUCUGAAAACUCGAAAAAAUCUAAAACUCACAAAGACACAGAUGCGUCUGAUGAUGAAAAAACAAAAAAAAAGACUGAUUUCAAAGAAACUAAAGGUAAAGGAAGGAAAAUUGUCGAAACGGAAGAUUCUGACGAUGAAGACGAAGAUAAAUCAAAAAACGAUAGGAAAAAGACCACUGCGACUGAUAAAGGACGAAAAACGGUGAAUAAAAAAGGCAAAGAGGCGCCUGUUAAAAGCGGUUUCGAUCGUGGUUUAGAGGCGGAGAAAAUAAUUGGAGCUUCCGACAUGACUGGGGAAUUGUUGUUUUUGAUGAAAUGGAAGGGGGCGGAUGAUGCCGAUCUUGUUCCUGCGAAAAAAGCUAAUGUGUUAUGCCCACAAGUUGUUAUACAAUUUUAUGAAGAACGCCUUGCGUGGCAUUCACCAGAGGAAGAUUAACAAGCGUAUGAAUGAUUAAAAAAAAAACAAUAUAAGAAGUUAUCUUAGUUAACUUUAAGUUUCAUUUUCUGUCUGUUAUUUAAAGUUACAACAAUAGUUUUGUUGUCAUGAUUAUUUUUUGAUAUAAUGUAAUCCUUAAAAGAUUUAGAAUGCUAUGUUGCUAUACAUUUAGUUGCAAUUCUGUCUAAUAAAAAAAAAACUUUUUUUUUGGUUACUUCGAAACUACCUGUCUAUUUUGUUACACAGUUUGUUCAAAAAUAUUACGUAUACUAUGAAAUUAA
Messenger RNA from Onthophagus taurus, 1663 nucleotides. Its product is annotated as chromo domain-containing protein cec-1. Gene Ontology annotation, cellular component: nucleus. The record is from RefSeq and is a predicted model, not a curated record. NCBI's taxonomy places the organism in Eukaryota, Metazoa, Arthropoda, Insecta, Coleoptera, Scarabaeidae.